AUGGUGGCCUUCGCCAACGUAUUUGGAAAGUGCCUCUUUGGACUUGGGCUUGUGCUCAGCUUGCUGCCGGCCUGGGGGGUUACCCUGGUGGCGAGGGUCGUGAAAGCAGGACUUUCUGAACCGAGGCGGGCGAGUUUUCAGUUGAAGGUGAGUGGGUGGCUCAUCGCGUACUUGGUAUUGGCAUGGCGAUCGUUGUUUCGGAUUUGCCCAUGGAUCCAGUUGCAAACGUUUUACUUGGACGAGCACUUUCUCGGUGAAUCGGGCAGACCGACCGUUUUGGUGAUGAACCAUCUGUCCUUCUUGGAUUCGGUGCUUGCCGUGCCCAUGGCACCUCUCCAUCGAUGUGCAGACGUGCGAGUGCUUGUGGCGAACUAUGUGUUUGCCAUUCCAUUGCUUGGCGGUGUGAUGCGAGCGAUCGGACUUGCGGAGGUCCCCUUCAAAGCAAGCGCAGGUGAUUUUUCCAGCUUGGCAGUCGAAAAGGAUGCCAUGGAAGAGAAGCUGAAAGCUUUUGCUGAGCAUGUGCAGGGCGGUGGUGUUGGUGCAUGGUUUCCAGAAGGUAUGCGAAAUCGUGGUGAUCCACUCGUCCUCCAGGAGUUCCGUGCCGGUGCUUUUUCUGUUGCUGUGCAAACAGAUGUGGACAUCUGGUGCUUGGCCAUGCUGGGAACCAAUGUUUGCUGGCCAGUGGAGUCGCUCGUGGGUGGCAUUCCCGCCCGCAUCGGUAUCAGAAUGUGGAAGUUGGGCAGCAGCCACGCGCUGCUUGCUGCAGAGUCGCUCCCGGAUUGUGAUACCAGAACGAAGGCAAUACGACUCGCGGCGCUUGUCAAAGCAUCCAUACAGGAAGGACUGGAAGACCUUGCGGCUAAAGGUUUUUCGGACCAAAGAAACGCCAGGAACAAGGAGGACGACUUGGUCUCCAUCGCUUCCACACCCACUCUCGUAAGCUCUGAAAUUCUAGAGUUUCUCCACAAGGCAGGGUGGAAAGAUGGGCGUCAUGGGAGUCGGAAGUUUGCAGUGAGGUUCCGCUAUUCAAAAGGUUACAAGAAGAUUUGUGAUGUGGUUAUCGAACAAGGUGACGAGGGCCAUGAGCUCUUCGUCAUCAGGUCCGGCAUCUGCUCCGUGCAGGUGAACGGCCACGAAGUGGCACAGCUCAAGGAAGAGGUGAAGGCUGGCACCGACGUGAUCACUGAAGGUGAUCUGAAUGCCUCAUUCUUCUACAUGGUCAAGUCAGGAAAGUUCGACGUCAUCCAGCUGGCUGCCCAGCCUCUAGCAGAAAUGCAGUACCGGCGCAGGAGGCUGGCGCUAAUUUACACUGCGCCACGUGCUGCGACGGUCAAGGCCGUGGUCGAUUCCGAACUCUGGGUCAUUGAUAGGACCGAUUUCAAGGCUGUUCUGGCUGCUCGAGGCGACAAGUGUCAGGAGUAUGUCGCAUUGUUGGACAAGGUGGAUCUUCUCAAGGGUCUUUUGAAACCUGAAGAGAAAGAAGCUUUGGCGAAGUCCUUGACUGAGAUGUCCUUCUCCAAAGAUGAGAUGGUCUUCGAACAAGGCGAGAAGGGAGAUGCCUUCUACAUUCUGACCGAAGGGCAGGUCGCGGUCAUCAAAGACGGCGUAGAGCAGAUAAAGCUUACCGCUACCGUGCAAGAAGCCCGCUAUUUCGGGGAGCGGGCUUUGCUGACAAACGAGGGCCGAGCUGCCACGAUCAAGGUCACAUCGGACACGGCACAGUUCCUGCGUCUCGACAGAUUGUCUUUUGAGAUGUUGCUCGGCUCUCUAGAGGAACUGAAGAAGCUCGGGACAGAACGCAAAGCUGUGGUGAUGAAUCCCGCGAAGAUACAGCGGGGCAUGUCCAUGCGGCGUACUGCGUCCCAGAUGACAGUCGGAGGCGAGGCGGUCACGUGGGGCGUAAGGACAAAGUUGGAAUCCUUCCCAGCAUCAAUGCUCUGGCUUGCGGCCCCCGCAUGGCUUUCGUUGGCCAGCGCGGUCACCUAUGUCCACGAACAGGAUUACAUGAGCGGCUUCUUCGACCAGUGGGAUUUCGUGCCUGCCGAUGAUCCCACUCACGGCACUGUUGAUUAUAUUACGCGUGAGGACGCAGAGCGUUUGGAACUGGUGCGCAGUCAUACGAACGGCGUUUUCAUUGGCGUUGACAACGUGACUGUUGCCGAGGGCAGAGGGCGCAAAUCCAUUCGGCUCGAGUCCACCAAGCGGUACAACGAUGGGCUGUUCAUCAUUACCCUGGACCACGCUCCAACAGGCUGUGGCUCCUGGCCGGCAUUUUGGAUGUUUGGAGAAGACCCCGACCAUAUUUGGCCAGAAUGGGGGGAGUUUGACAUCAUUGAGUGGAUUCACGACGAGGAGAAUGUUUCUACAACUUUACACACGAAGGCUGGCUGUACCCAGUCGCAUCUCAAAGAGGGAGAGGACAUGAAAGGCUGGUGGAAUCCUGGUAUCUAUGGGAAAGGAAAGGCGUCCAACUGUGAUGUGCACGCACAAGGACAGUGGCAAAACCAGGGCUGUUCACAACGCGGCUUGGCGGGCACCGUGGGCACCAGUUUCAAUGCGGGCGGUGGUGGCACGUACGCGGCCGAAUGGGACCCUUUGGGCGGACACAUGCGAGUCUGGUUUUGGCCUGCUGGCUCUGAACCCGAAGAUGCAAAAGGCCCGACACCGGACCCGGAACUUUGGGGCCAGCCGGAUCAUUACUUCGAGCUUAGCGAUGUAUGUACGAAAAGCCAUUUCAAGAAUAUGAAGCUGGUCUUUGACAUCACCUUUUGUGGCGAUCUGGGCUCUCCCACCUUUCAUGAACACUGUGGCGCCAAAGCGGGCCACAGCAAUUGUGAUUCCUUCGUCCGGCAGGAACCUGGGGCCUUUCACCAGACAUACUGGUGGGUCUCGGCCCUUGACGUUUACCGCCGCGAGGAGAGCUUAGCCUUCACGGAUCUUGACUCGGUUGAGACCUCCGCUGGAUGCAGGCCGGAGCACGUGACCGGCCUGGAAUCUCGGAUUCAGGAGCUCGAGGGCAUCCUCGCCCAGAGAGAUGGCGAACUACGCGAUCUCUGGGCGCAGCUGAAGCAGGAAGGCCGCGGCCGGCCCCCGAGCCUCCAAGCGGAUCUGCUUCCACCUGGUCGGUAUCUGGAACCAUUGAUCACUGAUCUCGCCUCGAUGUCUACAGUCACCAUGGUCAGGAUCGAGUUCCACAGGCUCGUCGAGCAUGACCUCACGGGCGAGACCUAUGCUCUCAAGGCGAUUAGCAAGGGCUACAUUGUCAAGAGUGGGAUGAAGAACAGCGUGUUGCAGGCCCAGGGCCAUGUGCGAUUCCCAUUCCGAGCCCUGGAGCUCCUCAUUCGCAAAUACGAUGUCGACGAGGUGGUCCAGGAGAUGCUCAAGCAAGUGCUUAUCGCAAAGCCUGAGAACCCGCGAAGGUUUCUGCUACAAUACUUAGAAAAGGACAUUGAGUCUGACGGCGGCGACCUCUCGGAUGCGGACCUGCAGAAGCUGUUCCUGGUCUCCCGAAGGAUAACUGGCAAAAUCAUCCCGCAAGAGACCAUCAACAUCACCAUCUCCGAGACGCUGGAGCUGUUGAGCUGCGAUGCAGUCUCCCUUUACGUGUUGGACAGGAAGAUGCAGAUGCUUCGGUUAUACGAGUCAAACUCUGAAGCUCCAGUCAUGGUGAAGCUCGGUCAAGGCAUUGCGGGCACUGUCUUCCUUACGCAGGAACCAGUCAACAUCCCAAACUGCUACCAGGACAGCCGCUUUGACCAGUCGUUCGACAAAGAAACCGGCUACCACACCAGAAGCAUGAUCGUGGUUCCCAUCGUGGACUUCGAGGGCCAGUGCACCGGAGUCAUCCAGGCUAUCAACAAGAUGCCUAGCGGCUUUGAUGCCGAGAUCCGGCCAAGAGGAAAGCUCGCCGUUCCUUUCUCCAGACAGGACGAGCGAAUGCUCCUGUACUUAGCCGAGCAUAUAGCAAUCGCCCUCCAGAACGCGGAAGUGUACCGCGAGGCCAUCAACUGCAGCGAUCGUGCCACGGGCUUGCUCAACACCAUCCAGAGCAUGUCACAGGACCUAGGCCCUCAGUCGCUGCUCCUGAUGGUCACGAUGCAUGCGAGCAAAGUGUGCAGUGCGCAGAGGUGCAGCGUCUUCCUCCUUGACGAGGCAGCGCAGCAGCUCUGGUCCGUCUCCACGGACACCGGCGCAGAGAUCCGCAUACCCAAAGACAAGGGUAUUGCUGGAGAAUGCUGCUGCCAAGGAAAGGUAAUCAAUAUCCCUGAUGCAUACUCAGAUCCGCGAUUCAACAAGCAAGUGGACAUCCAGACAGGCUACCGGACCAGGAGUAUCCUGGCCGUCCCGAUCAUUGCAAGGGGUGAGUCUCACACUUCUGACGUCGUCGGCGUCAUUCAGAUGAUCAACAAGGUCGCUUAUGAUGGGCAGCUGGAGUACUUCGACGAUGAAGACGUGGAGAUCAUGGAGCUUUUUGCGUCCUUUGUGGGUCCCAAGACUUCCUCGAUGCUUUCGGGCACAGACAAGAAGGAAGUCUUAGAAGGGCGCUUAGCUCUCGGUUUAGAGAUUCCAACCUCACCUGGAUCACAGCGGGGCAGAAAGAGCUCGAAGAAGUCUGGCCUGGAGGCCCUCGCGGAAAGCUGA
Symbiodinium sp. CCMP2456 is the source of this 4641-nucleotide messenger RNA. NCBI's taxonomy places the organism in Eukaryota, Dinophyceae, Suessiales, Symbiodiniaceae. The record is from the annotation of a GenBank genome assembly.